AUGUCCCAGCCCAUGCCCAUGCCAAUGCCCAUGCCCAUGCCACAGUUCCAGCCCACGCCCCAGCUCCAGCUCAUUCACCAGCCAGAGUUCAAGUCCCACUUUCAGUCCCACGUCCAUUACCACUCCCAUCUCCAGCCCCAGCCCAUGAUCCAGCCCCAGCUCCCGUCCCAGCUCCAGCCCCUGCCCCUGCCCCAGCCCCAGAUCUACUUCACCUCCAGUCCCAGCCCUAGCUUCAGCCCCAGCGUCAGCGUCAGCGACAGCCCCAGCCCCAACCCCAGCUUCAGCUCCAGCCUCAGCCCCAGUCCCCGUUGUACCCCAAAUCCAAGCUCCAUUCCCAGCACCAGCCUCAUCUCCAGCUCGGGUCACAACCGCAGCCCAAGUCGCAGCCCCAGCCCUAGCUCCAGCUCCAGCUCCAGCUCCAGCUCCAGCUCCAGCCCCAGCCCCAGCCCCACCCCAAUCCAAGCUCCAGUCCCAGUUCCAGUCCUAGCCUCAGUCCCAGUCCUAGUCCCACUCCAUCCCCUCUCCAAGCCCCAGUCCCAUCUCCAGUCCCAGCCUCAGUCGCCGCCUCAGUUCCAGCUCCAGUCCCAGCCCGAGUCCCAGUCCCACUCCCAUCCACUCUCGAAGCCCCUGUCCCAGCUCCAGUCCCAGCCUCAGUCCCAGCCUCACUUCCAGCCCCAGCCUCAGCCUCAGUCCCAGUCCCAGUUCCAGCUCAGGCCCCAGACUCAGUCCCAGUCCCCAAGCCCCAGUCCCAGCUCCACUCCAAGGAUUAGUCACAGCCCAGCCUCAGUCCCAGUCCCAGUCCAAGUUCCAGUCCCAGCCUCAGUCCCAGCCCCAGCUCAAGCCACCGCCCAGCUCCAGCCCAAUCCCCAGCUCCAGUCCAAGCCCAAGCCCCAGCUCCAACCCCAGGUCCAGCCACCGCCCCAGCCCAAGCCCCAGCUCCAGCCCAAGCACCAGCUCCUGCUCCCGCCAAAGGCCCCAGCUCCAGCCCCAGGUCCAGCCCAAGCCCCAGCAUCAGCUCCUGCUCCAGCCCAAGCACCAGCGCCAGCACCAGGUCCAGCAACCGCCCCAGCUCCAGCUCCAGCCCAAGCACCAGCUUCAGCCUUUUUUAUUAUUAUUGGCACCCCAGCACGUGACACUACUUGA
Haliotis rufescens (red abalone) is the source of this 1143-nucleotide messenger RNA. Its product is annotated as putative protein TPRXL. Lineage: Eukaryota; Metazoa; Mollusca; Gastropoda; Lepetellida; Haliotidae. The coding region runs from base 1 to 1143 and encodes 380 amino acids. The record is from RefSeq and is a predicted model, not a curated record. The transcript is spliced from 3 exons.